AGGGAGGGCCAGGGCGGCGCGACAUGUUCGCCCAGGGCUCGGGCUGGGGGCUUGGCUGCUUCCGAUUCGGUCGGUUCCGAGUGUGGGCCGGCGCUGGAUCCUGGGUUUGUCGGGCUGGUAGCCAGGUCAGGCCGUACGGGUCAGGUGCGGGCGAUCGCCAACCGGGAUCGGAGCCUGAGGACCCUCCUCCUGGUCCGGCGCUCCGGACUCUGAAGGACUGGACGAUGCUGGUGAGCCCGUUCGGUCGGCUGCGGGCGCGGCUCCCGUGUCACCUGGCCGUGAGGCUCCUGGACCCUCUCACCUACCCAGAUGGCGACCGCGUGCUGGUCGCGGUGUACGGCGUGGAGGGCCGGGCGCGAGGCCUAGACGGCCUGCAGGUGAAGUACGACGAGGCACUGAAGGAGGUGACCAUCGCUUCUGACACCAUCGACCCCCAAGCGUCCGUGGAGGUGAACGCGCCCCUGAAGUUUGAUCUGGAUAUCAAGUCAUCAGGGUCUGGCUGUGUAAAAGUCCAAAAUAUUGAGUGUGAUCAUUGUAAAAUUGAAACUGAGCAGGGAACCAGCACCUUACAAUCUGUUAAGAGUCAAAAAUUACAUAUUCAGACAAAAGGAGGCAAAGUGAUCUGUCUGGGAACAGUUUAUGGAAAUAUAGAUAUUCAUGGAUCAGAUAAAAGUACUGUGACUGUAGAUAAACUGCAGGGAAGUUCCGUUAAUUUAUCUACUGAAGAUGGUUUGCUGGAAGCCAAGUAUCUUUAUACAGAAUCAUCAUUUUUAUCUUCUGCUUCUGGAGAUAUUACAUUAGGAAGUGUUCAUGGUAAUAUAACAUUACAAAGCAAGAUGGGUAACAUCAUAGUAGAUUCGUCCUCUGGAUGUCUAAAAGCCUCAACUCAUCAGGGUGCCAUAGAUGUUUAUGUCAGCCAACUGGGGAAAGUGGAAUUGAAAUCCCAUAAAGGAUCAUGUUACUGCCAGAAGCUUAAAGGCUCUGUUAUUGUCAAAGUCCCGUCUUCUCUUCAAGCUCACUUACAGCUAUCAGGGAAAGAAGUUGAUGUGAACUCAGAAAUCCAUGUUCGUGAAAUGGCUGAAGUUCAUAAAGAUGAUAUUAUAACAAUUACUGGACUCAUGAAUCAAGCAAGCCAACAUGAAAAAUGGAUUAAGGCAGAUGCCCCAAAAGGCUCUGUAAGUUUUAGAAGUCAAAGCUGGUUUCAAUCCCUGAAACUGCAGGACUAAGAAUGAUUUGAUUUGUGUUUUUGACUUUUAACAGUGAUGAACAGAUCUGUGACUACAAAGCAAUGCAAACACCAUUGUUCAGAUAAAGGUUGAAAACAACAAAUUGGAAAUGGAUAAUGAUGAGUCCUUUUCAGAAUAUUUC
Molecule: messenger RNA, 1368 nt
Organism: Tupaia belangeri chinensis (Chinese tree shrew)
Lineage: Eukaryota; Metazoa; Chordata; Mammalia; Scandentia; Tupaiidae
Gene: FAM185A
Product: family with sequence similarity 185 member A
Exons: 9
Coding region: 24-1226 (400 amino acids)
Source: RefSeq, a predicted model, not a curated record